Molecule: messenger RNA, 5307 nt
Organism: Hyla sarda
Lineage: Eukaryota; Metazoa; Chordata; Amphibia; Anura; Hylidae
Product: oocyte zinc finger protein XlCOF7.1-like
Exons: 6
Source: RefSeq, a predicted model, not a curated record
UCCUGUAAGCACACGGCUCCUGUACAGGGAGAAGAUAUGAACAAUAUUAAUGUUCCAAAGACAGAUUGGAGCGGUGAUGAGCAGUAUAAGGAAAACAUUCCAACAGGGAAAGAUCUGAUCUAUAUUAAUGCUACUGACAUAAAAAAAGAAAAGAAAGAUGUGAUCGGUGAUGAGCAGUAUAAGGAGAUCAUUCCUGCAGGGAAAGAUCUGAUCUAUAUUGAUGCCACAGACAUAAACGAAGAAGAGAAAGAUGUGAGCGGUGAUGAUCAGCAUAUGGAGGACAUUCCUACAGUAAAAGAUCCAAUCUAUAUUAACGCUGCAGACAUAAAGGAAGAAGAGGAGACAGAUGUGAGCAGUGAUGAGCAGUAUAGGAAGGACAUUCCUACUGGGAAAAAUCUGAUCUAUAUUAACUCUACAGACACAAAGGGAGAAGAAGAAAAUACAGAUGGAAGCAUUGAUGAGAAGUAUAUGGAGGACAUUCCUACGGGGAAAGAUCCAAUCUAUGUUAAUGCUAAAGUUAUAAAGGAAGAAGAAAAUACAGAUGUGAGCGGUGAUGAGAAGUAUAUGGAGGACAUUCCUACAGGGAAAGAUCUGAUCUAUAUUAAUGCUAAAGAUGUAAAGGAAGAAGAAAAUACAGAUGUGUGCUGUGAUGAUCAGUAUAUGGAGGACAUUCUUAUAGGAAAAGAUCCAUUCUACAUUAACGCUGCAGACAUAGAGGAAGAAGAAGAGGAGACAGAUGUGAGCGGUGAUGAGCAGUAUAAGGAGGACAUCCCUAAAGGUAACCAUCCAGAUGACUGUACCAGGAGAUCAGAGGGGAAUCUUAUAUCUUCAGAUUAUAAAGCAGAUGAUGAUAUCACACAAGAUACAUAUGAAGAACAUUCCAUUAUCCCAGAUACACCCUCAGCCCUUCACAGCCAAGAUCUCUCAUCUCAUCCUGUUAUACAAGUCCGACCUAAAGAUUCAUCUCAGUCUGUUAAACUAAAUAAGGAAAAGCGAUUUUCAUGUCCAGAAUGUGGGAAAUGUUUUCUUUGGAAAUCAAGUAUUGUUAAGCAUCAAAAAACUCACACAGGAGAGAAGCCAUUUUCAUGUUCAGAAUGUGGAAAAUGUUUUUGUCAGAAAACAGAUCUUGUUAAACAUCAAAGAAUUCACACAGGAGAAAAGCCAUUUUCAUGUUCAGAAUGUAGAAAAUGUUUUAGUCAUAAUGGAAAUCUAGUUGAACAUCAAAGAAUUCACACAGGUGAGAAGCCAUUUUCAUGUUCAGAAUGUGGGAAGUGUUUUACUCACAAAACAGAUCUUGUUCGACAUCAAAGAAUUCACACAGGUGAGAAGCCAUUUUCAUGUUCAGAAUGUGGGAAGUGUUUUACUCAGAAAACAGUUCUUGUUCAACAUCAAAUAAUUCACACAGGAGAAAAGCCAUUUUCAUGUUCAGAAUGUGGGAAAUGUUUUUAUCGGAAAUCACAUCUUGUUACGCAUCAAAGAAUUCACACAGGAGAUAAGCCAUUUUCAUGUUCAGAAUGUGGGAAAUUUUUUACUGAAAAAUCGGAUCUUCUUAAACAUCAAAGAAUUCACACGGGAGAAAAGCCUUUUUCAUGUUCAGAAUGUGGAAAAUGUUUUUAUCGGAAAUCACAUCUUGUUACGCAUCAAAGAAUUCACACAGGAGAAAAGCCAUUUUCAUGUUCAGAAUGUGGAAAAUGUUUUAUAAAAAAAAUAGAUCUUGUUAAACAUCAAAGAAUUCACACAGGUGAGAAGCCAUUUUCAUGUUUAGAAUGUGGGAAGUGUUUUACUCAGAAAACAGUUCUUGUUAAACAUCAAAUAAUUCACACAGGAGAAAAGCCAUUUUCAUGUUCAGAAUGUGGGAAAUGUUUUAAUCGGAAAUCAAAUCUUGUUACGCAUCAAAGAAUUCACACAGGAGAAAAGCCAUUUUCACAUUCAGAAUGUGGGAAAUUUUUUACUGAGAAAUCGCAUCUUGUUAAACAUCAAAGAAAUCGCACAGGAGAGAGGCCAUUUUAAUGUUCAGAAUGUGGAAAAUUAUAUCAUAAUGCAGAUCCAGGGUUGCUACGGGUAAUUCCCAUGGAGCAAAUAGCAGAAGGUUUACGUAGAUUCUCCACUUUAUGUAGGAGAGAAAGCUUCUAUAUUUUUAAGCUAACCACACUGAUCCCGAAUGGUUUUAAUGAAUGUAUAGAGCGAGGAGAAGAUAUGAACAAUAUUAAUGUUCCAAAGACAGAUUGGAGCGGUGAUGAGCAGUAUAAGGAGAUCUUUCCUACAGGGAAAGAUGUGAUCUAUAUUAAUGCCACAGACAUAAAGGAAGAAGAGAAAGAUGUGAGCGGUGAUGAUCAGCAUAUGGAGGACAUUCCUACAGGAAAAGAUCCAAUCUAUAUUCAUGCUGCAGACAUAAAGGAAGAAGAAGAGGAGACAGAUGUGAGCGGUGAUGAGCAGUAUAUGGAGGACAUUCCUACAGGAAAAGAUCCAAUCUAUGUUAAUGCUGCAGACAUAAAGGAAGAAGAAGAGGAGACAGAUGUGAGCGGUGAUGAGCACUAUAUGGAAGACAUUCCUACAGGAAAAGAUCCAAUCUAUAUUCAUGCUGCAGACAUAAAGGAAGAAGAAGAGGAGACAGAUGUGAGCAGUGAUGAGCAGUAUAUGGAGGACAUUCCUACAGGAAAAGAUCGAAUCUAUAUUAAUGCUGCAGACAUAAAGGAAGAAGAAGAGGAGACACAUGUGAGCGGUGAUGAGCAGUAUAAGGAGGACAUUCCUACAGGUAACCAUCCAGAUGACUGUACCAGGAGAUCCGAGGAGAAUCUUAUAUCUUCAGAUUAUAAAGCAGAUGAUGAUAUCACACAAGAUACAUAUGAAGAACAUUCCAUUAUCCCAGAUACACCCUCAGCCCUUCACAGCCAAGAUCUGUCAUCUCAUCCUGUUAUACAAGUCCAACCUAAAGAUUCAUCUCAGUCUGUUAACCAAAAAAUGGAAAAGCGAUUUUCAUGUUCAGAAUGUGGGAAAUAUUUUACUGACAAAUCAGGUUUUGUUAAACAUAAAAAAAUUCACACAGGAGAGAAGCCAUUUUCAUGUUCAGAAUGUGGGAAAUGUUUUCCUUGGAAAUCAAGUCUUGUUAAGCAUCAAAGAACUCACACAGGAGAGAAGCCAUUUUCAUGCUCAGAAUGUGGAAAAUGUUUUAGUCUGAAUUCAAAUCUUGUUAAACAUCAAAGAAUUCACACAAGAGAAAAGCUUGUUUCAUGUUCAGAUUGUGGGAAAUGUUUUACUGACAAAUCAGGAUUUGUUAAACAUCAAAAAAUUCACACAGGAGAAAAGCCAUUUUCAUGUUCUGAAUGUGGGAAAAGUUUUACUCGGAAAUCACAACUUGAUUCGCAUCAAAGAAAUCACACAGGAGAAAAGCCAUUUUCAUGUUCAGAAUGUGGGAAGUGUUUUACUCAGAAAACAAUUCUUGUUAAACAUCAAAUAAUUCACACAGGAGAAAAGCCAUUUUCAUGUUCAGAAUGUGGGAAAUGUUUUACUCGGAAAUCACAUCUUGUUUCGCAUCAAAGAAAUCACACAGGAGAAAAGCCAUUUUCAUGUUCAGAAUGUGGGAAGUGUUUUACUCAGAAAACAAUUCUUGUUCAACAUCAAAUAAUUCACACAGGAGAAAAGCCAUUUUCAUGUUCAGAAUGUGGGAAAUGUUUUACUCGGAAAUCACAUCUUGUUUCACAUCAAAGAAAUCACACAGGAGAAAAGCCAUUUUCAUGUUCAGAAUGUGGGAAGUGUUUUACUCAGAAAACAAUGCUUGUUAAACAUCAAACAAUUCACACAGGAGAAGAGCCAUUUUCAUGUUCAGAAUGUGGGAAAUGUUUUACUCGGAAAUCACAUCUUGUUUCGCAUCAAAGAAAUCACACAGGAGAAAAGCCAUUUUCAUGUUCAGAAUGUGGGAAGUGUUUUACUCUGAAAUCAGUUCUUGUUAAACAUCAAAGAAUUCACACAGGAGAAAAGCCAUUUUCCUGUUCAGAAUGUGAGAAAUGUUUUACUGGGAAAUCACAUCUUGUUAUGCAUCAAAAAAUUCACACAGGUGAGAAGCCAUUUUCAUGUUCAGAAUGUGGGAAGUGUUUUACUCAGAAAACCGUUCUUGUUAAACAUCAAAUAAUUCACACAGGAAAAAAGCCAUUUUCAUGUUCGGAAUGUGGGAAAUGUUUUACUGGGAAAUCACAUCUUGUAAUGCAUCAAAGAAAUCACACAGGAGAAAAGCCAUUUUCAUGUUCAGAAUGUGGGAAGUGUUUUACUGUGAAAUCAGUUCUUGUUAAACACCAAAGAAUUCACACAGGAGAAAAGCUAUUAUCAUGUUCAGAAUGUGGGAAAUGUUUUACUCUGAUUUCACAUCUUGUUACGCAUCAAAGAAUUCACACAGGAGAAAAGCCAUUUUCAUGUUCAGAAUGUGGGAAAUGUUUUACUCAGAAAUCACAUCUUGUUACGCAUCAAAGAAUUCACACAGGAGAAAAGCCAUUUUCAUGUUCAGAAUGUGGGAAAUGUUUUACUGAGAAAUCGGAUCUUCUUAAACAUCAAAGAAUUAACACAGGAGAAAAGACCUUUUCAUGUUCAGAAUGUGGGAAAUGUUUUACUCUGAAAUCACGUCUUGUUACGCAUCAAAGAAUUCACACAGGAGAAAAGCCAUUUUCAUGUUCAGAAUGUGGGAAAUGUUUUACUGAGAAAUCGGAUCUUCUUAAACAUCAAAGAAUUCACACAGGAGAAAAGACAUUUUCAUGUUCAGAAUGUGGGAAAUGUUUUACUCUGAAAUCAAAUCUUGUUAAACAUCUAAAAACUCACACAUGAAAGAAGCCAUUUUCCUGUUCUGAAUGUGGGAAAUGUUUUUCUGUGAAACAUCUUAUCAAACAUCUAAGAAUUCACACAGGAGAGAAGCCAAUUCAGAGCAAUAAAUGACACAGAUAACACAUCUAUAUAUUAACCAUGUACAUAGGAUAUCUGACAUUUAUACAUAUAUCAUAUACUGCAUCUCCAAACUUGUUCCCAAUUGUUAAUAAAAGUUUUCUUUUAGAACGUAGUCACCGAUCCAGCGAUGUCAUCACUAUAGUUUACAUGGUAGGAAAAGAGUGUGAUAUAUGGUUGUGAUAUUCACUGCUCCUCAUGGAGAAGACCCAACAGGCAUAAUCCAUGGGGAGCUGCUACUGGAGACCCAAACACCUCAGAGAGAAGGGACUUAUUCCAGUGAUGAAGAAUUCCAGGACAUGACCAGAUUAGAGACACAAAAUCACUUCUAUCUUCUGGCUUCUAGGACAUUAUUCUGAUGGAAGAACUUUACACAUUAUA